This is a messenger RNA of Centropristis striata (black sea bass), 1486 nucleotides long. It is a transcript of the gene drg1, whose product is annotated as developmentally regulated GTP binding protein 1. NCBI's taxonomy places the organism in Eukaryota, Metazoa, Chordata, Actinopteri, Perciformes, Serranidae. Gene Ontology annotation, molecular function: GTPase activity; GTP binding. Gene Ontology annotation, cellular component: cytoplasm. The record is from RefSeq and is a predicted model, not a curated record. Gene Ontology annotation, biological process: cytoplasmic translation. Bases 123 to 1223 code for a protein of 366 amino acids. The transcript has 9 exons.
GUCAUCCGCGGUGUGAGGACCCGUGUGGGUGCUAAACAACAUCUAACUUUGCCAACUUCCAUAUAAAACCUUUUCAACUCCUUUCGUUAACGUUGGUUGGUUACACCGGAAUCUCCGCCACCAUGAGUAUACUCGCCAAAAUAGCAGAAAUUGAAAAUGAGAUGGCCAGGACGCAGAGGAACAAGGCCACAGCUCACCACUUGGGUCUGCUCAAAGCUCGUCUUGCUAAGCUGAGGAGGGAGCUCAUCACACCAAAGGGAGGCACUGGUGGUGCAACAGGAGAAGGUUUUGAUGUUGCAAAAACUGGUGAUGCUCGAAUCGGCUUUGUUGGUUUUCCCUCAGUGGGAAAGUCAACACUGCUAAGUAACCUUGCAGGAGUGUACUCUGAGGUUGCUGCGUACGAGUUCACCACUCUUACGACGGUACCCGGAGUCAUUCGCUACAAAGGAGCCAAAAUUCAGCUCUUGGAUCUCCCAGGAAUCAUUGAGGGAGCCAAGGAUGGCAAGGGCAGAGGCAGACAGGUCAUCGCAGUGGCUCGAACUUGCAACCUAAUCCUGAUAGUGCUCGAUGUGUUGAAGCCUCUUGGGCACAAGAAGUUAAUAGAACAUGAGCUGGAGGGCUUUGGCAUCCGACUUAACAAGCAACCACCCAACAUUGGCUUCAAGAAGAAGGACAAAGGAGGCAUCAACUUCACAGCUACAUGUGCACAAACCGAGCUGGAUAGUGAUACUGUUAAGAGUAUCCUGGCAGAGUACAAGAUCCACAAUGCCGACAUCACUCUGCGCAGUGACUGCACAGCUGAUGACCUCAUUGAUGUGGUGGAGGGAAAUCGGGUCUACAUCCCAUGCAUUUACGUGCUCAACAAAAUCGAUCAGAUCUCCAUUGAGGAGCUUGACAUCAUCUACAAGGUGCCCCACUGUGUCCCCAUCUCUGCCCACCACCGCUGGAACUUCGAUGACCUGCUGGAGAGGAUGUGGGACUAUCUCAGGCUUGUGCGCAUCUACACUAAACCCAAAGGCCAGCUUCCUGAUUACACAUCUCCUGUUGUACUCCCGGACGGAAGAACUACUGUCGAGGAUUUCUGCCUAAAGAUUCACAAAAACCUUCUCAAAGAACUCAAGUAUGCGCUCGUGUGGGGAGCAUCUGUGAAACAUAACCCUCAAAAGGUGGGCAAGGACCACUUGAUGGAGGAUGAAGACGUUAUCCAGCUGGUGAAAAAGUAAUAGGAGACGUGAUCCACUGCAUGGCCCGUGUAUCACAGUGUUCUGUACAGUUGCUCGGUAAAUCACCAAACAUAUCCAUUAAGCAUCUGUGUCAUGCGGUUCCCGGUUUUUUGCUGUAAUUUAAAAAUAAAAUGACAUGAAUGUAAGUGUCAAAUUUAAGGAAUCCACAGCACUUAACACCAUGAAUAGUUCAUAUUGAAUAUUGGUUAAGGCUUGCAUUAAAAUCCCAAAAAAUCUGUUCAAUAAAAAUAUCAGGGAAUCUU